ACGUGCAGACCAAAGCAGCAGCUGGCUGAGACGCGACCGGCGUGGGAUUGGUGGAAUACAAGCGACGGGCUGGGGCUGCGAGCGCUGCGGGAGUUGUAAAGACGACCGCAGCACCUCCGGCCAUUCCGGAACGCACACGGUCGCUGGCACUGCGGGAUCAAGGGCUGCGCUGGCCAGAGGCCGCCCCUGAGCUGGCCUCCCCGCUCUGCUGUCGGGCGUUCCCAGGCCCACUCGUGCCGCCAGCCCGCCAGCUCUUCCGGGAGGCCGGGGCAUGAACGGCUACGGCUCCCCCUAUCUGUACAUGGGCGGCCCGGUGUCGCAGCCUCCGAGGGCGCCCCUGCAGCGCACACCCAAAUGCGCGCGCUGCCGCAACCACGGCGUGCUGUCUUGGCUCAAGGGCCACAAGCGCUACUGCCGCUUCAAAGACUGCACCUGCGAAAAGUGCAUCCUCAUUAUCGAGCGGCAGCGGGUCAUGGCGGCGCAGGUGGCACUGCGCCGGCAGCAGGCCAACGAAAGCCUUGAGAGCCUCAUCCCGGACUCGCUGCGAGCCCUGCCGGGACCCCCGCCAUCCGGGGACACCGCUGCGGCCGCUGCUCCGCAGCCGCCACCAACCUCGCAGCCGUCUCAGCCGUCGCGCCCCACCGCCGAGUUGGCUGCCGCCGCCGCGCUGCGCUGGGCUGCCGAGCCCCAGCCCGGGGCGCUGCAGGCGCCGCUGGCCAAGCCAGAUUUGACUGAAGAGCGACUUGGGGACAGCAGCAUGGCAGACAACACAGAGACCUUCAGCGACAAAGACACCGACCAGAGGAGCUCCCCAGAUGUUGCAAAAAGUAAGGGCUGCUUCACCCCCGAGAGCCCUGAGAUAGUGUCGGUGGAUGAAGGUGGGUAUGCAGUCCAGAAAAACGGCAGCAACUCCGACAGCCGCUCCGACAGUCCCAAGUACCAUGGGGAACAGAAUCACCUUCUGAUCGAGGGCCCCUCAGGGACCGUGUCUCUGCCCUUCAGCUUGAAAGCCAACAGACCCCCACUGGAAGUGUUAAAGAAAAUAUUCCCCAACCAGAAGCCCACAGUGCUUGAGCUGAUCCUGAAGGGCUGUGGGGGAGACCUGGUGAGCGCCGUGGAGGUCCUGCUCUCCAGCCGAUCCUCAGUCUCCGGGGCUGACCGAACUUCAGCAGAGCCGGAGAGUCUGGUGUUGCCCUCCAAUGGGCACAUCUUCGAACACACCUUGAGCUCCUACCCCAUCUCCUCUUCCAAAUGGUCAGUGGGAUCAGCCUUCAGAGUCCCAGACACUUUGAGGUUUUCUGCUGACUCGAGUAACGUUGUCCCCAACCCCUUGGCCGUCCCCCUGCAGCACCCUUUCCCCCAGCCACCCCGGUACCCACUCAUGCUGAGGAAUACUUUGGCAAGAAACCAGUCGAGCCCGUUUUUGCCCAACGAUGUCACCCUGUGGAACACCAUGACGCUGCAGCAGCAGUACCAGCUGAGGUCCCAGUACGUCAGCCCGUUCCCCAGUAACUCUGCCAGCGUCUUCAGAAGCUCGCCUGUCCUCCCCACUCGCACCCCAGAAGACCCUCGGAUCUCCAUCCCUGAUGAUGGCUGUCCGAUUGUGUCAAAGCAGUCCAUUUACACUGAGGAUGACUAUGACGAGAGGUCUGACUCCUCAGACUCCAGAAUACUCAACACAUCAUCUUAA
This is a messenger RNA of Phyllostomus hastatus (greater spear-nosed bat), 1690 nucleotides long. RefSeq names its product doublesex and mab-3 related transcription factor 3 (gene DMRT3). Gene Ontology annotation, cellular component: nucleus. The record is from RefSeq and is a predicted model, not a curated record. NCBI's taxonomy places the organism in Eukaryota, Metazoa, Chordata, Mammalia, Chiroptera, Phyllostomidae. The transcript has 2 exons. Gene Ontology annotation, molecular function: RNA polymerase II cis-regulatory region sequence-specific DNA binding; DNA-binding transcription factor activity, RNA polymerase II-specific; protein binding. Bases 272 to 1690 code for a protein of 472 amino acids. Gene Ontology annotation, biological process: male sex differentiation; regulation of transcription by RNA polymerase II.